CACAGAUUUUCACACAGGACGCCUUCCUGCUUAGUGUCACCCCCUGGUCUUGAACCAGAGAUUGUUUCACAUGUUUGAACGUGAACGUUUUAACACUUGAUCCUUUUGCAUUUGGGUUUAAAGUGCUCCUCUGAACCUGCUCAUAAGAAAUACUGACGGUGCUUUGAAUUCAGCGUUGGCAGGUCUCCUCUGUCAUCUUUUAGACAGCACAGCAUUGUAAAUACACCUUGUCUCUUUGCCUUUUUUUCCCUUUAAUUAGGAUACAGUUUAUGCAUACAUGAAAAUCUUUCAUCCUCUGCCUCUUUCUCACUUCCAUAGGGUUGGUUUUGAAGCCUGCAGACCUCAAGCAGGAGACACAAAGCAGAUAAAAGUGUAGCACGACGAGAAGUUCAGUUUGUCUCCUGCUGUUUCUGAAACAACACAGCGGGAGCAGCUCGCUAACCUACAUUUCAAGCUUCAAUGUUUAAUAUGUGCGUGUGUGUAUUAAGUGUUAUAUUGUUGCAUGCAUGCAGUAUGCAUAACUGUCACAUGUGCAGCACAGUCCAUAUUUAUGUGUGGCCACUGCAGAGUUCUGUGCAUUGGUCGGUCUGUUUUAGGCAUUUCACGUGUUCUCUAGUAUUUUAUAGUAUGUGCUUAUUAUUAAUUCAUCAUUUUCUAUUAAUUCUAUGAUUUCUGGACGUUUUUGAGUAAAUGUGGAAAACUAUAUUACAAAUCUGAGACUGAUAGUUUAUUUAAAGCCAGAGAUUUAACAUGUUUUAGCGCUGUAACCAUGGGACUAGCUCAGAAACACAGAAAACCCAAUUUGUGUCUAAAAGCUGGCACAGUAUCAGACCUGGGUCCAGAGCUGGACCACUGACAUCAGUGACCGUGGGAGGAGCUACUCCAAGAAAUUCACCAGCAAUCUGCAGAUUUUCAUCACUCUUAAAUUACUUAAACAAACUGUUUUCACACUCCAGAAAAUUUCAGGGGAGUCACGUCUGCAUAUUUUCAAAAAUUGUCCUUUUCUCAUGUGAAGCACACAGCAGGAGGGAGUCUGCUUCAGCAUUCGUGUAGAAGCCGUCUGGAUAGAGCAUGUGGGACGCGUAAACUCAAAAGCAGCACAUUGUUUGGACUAGAUGCUUCUCUCACAUUGGCUCAGUCUGACAUCACACAGGUUAGAGACGGGCUGAUGUCCAGUCUGACCACAUUCUCACGUGCACCUCAGUCAGAGGAUAUGUGGAACAGUUCAGUGCAGCGGAGCAGCUCACGUGAGUCCUCAAACAGCUGGUUUCUCUGCUCUCUUUCCACAGUCCAACGACAUGCAUGAUAGGUUAGUUGGUGAAAAUGAUAACUUUGAAUCCUCUGACCACAUGCUUCAAAUGUUCUCCAUCUUUCUCAGAAACACUCAUAUUCCUCUGUUUUCUCCCCUAACAUCAAUAUUCUGAUGCUUAUGUUUGGUUGUAGCGUUCAGACACUAGUUCAGCGCCUCUGUAUGAUUUACAAAAUGUGCCACUGACCACCAGCUGAUGCCACCAAACUCACUGAUGCUGAAUCACAGCCCUUUCUCUCCUCGUGAUGUCACAACCUCAGCAGUCGCCCGCCUCCUAAAGCCGGCAGCGGGAGAGAGAAGUCAGUCACUGUGCAGGGCUUCCCGCUGCAGAGCUGCACUCUGAUUCAUUUGUUUCAGACCAGCAGAAGAGAAGAAGCAGCAGAAGGACAAACUAGUAUAAUAACAAAGGGAAAAACAUCUCCUGAAUGGCACCGGGGACUUGCAGCAGAAACAUGGAGCGGUCAGACCUGAAAGGAAAGUCUAAGAGGAAGAGGAGGAGGAGGUGCAAAGGCAAAGGAUGCAGCAGCACGCCGUCAACCUUCAUAAGCCCCAUAAAACACUGGGAUACUGAAGCAUCAUCAGCUGAGGAUGCAGACAGUUCAAGUACCAGCAGUUUGGAGGUGAAGGAGAAUCAGGAUGACAAAUGCCAGGUGGAGCGUGUCCUCCUUAGAAAGUAUCACCCAUCAACUUUUUGCACAACUUUCCCCAGAAAUGGACAAAGAGCUUUCAAGAGGAAGCAGCCGCUGGUGGACGGAAAAGACCAGCUGCUCUACCAAAGCCACUCGACCUGUAAAAGAGCAGCUUGGGGUGUGACUCAGAAGAACGCACUGGUGCACCUGAAUGAGCUACGACCAGGCCUGCAGUAUGAUAUCACAUCAAAGACUGGCCCGCUGCACGCACCGGUGUUUUCUGUAGCCGUGGAGGUAAACGGCUUCCACUUCGAGGGCCGAGGACCAACUAAAAAACAGGCCAAGAUGAGGGCUGCAGAGCAGGCUCUCCAGUCAUUCAUUCAGUUCCCAAACGCCUCCCAGGCUCAUGCCACCAUGGGGAACUUCACCAGCACACCUGUGGACUUCACAGCAGAUAAAGUGGAUAUUCCCAACGGAUUUUUCAAAGAGUUUGAGCCGUCGGUGCUUCGGAACUGUGAUCUACUCCACUGCAACGCAGCAAAAAAGGAGGUCUUCUCCAGCAUUUACAACCACAGAAGACUUGUUCGUCUAACACUGGACUUGGUGUCCUCUACAAAUCCAAAAAGACGAGCAGUCACCACCUCACUGUUAGAGGACCUCAGUCCAGUAGCACUGCUCAAUGAGCUGCGACCGGGGCUCAGGUACAUGUGCCUGACUGAGAGAGUUCCUGGCAGGCUGAUGAAGACUUUUGUUAUGGUGGUCAGGUUGGAGGGGCGGGUGUUUGAAGGGUGUGCCCCCAGUAAAAGACUGGCCAAGGCCAAAGCAGCAGCAACUGCCCUACAGUCUCUUUACAACAUAAGUCUGGGACCAGAGAGGACCUUCAUGAGCCUGCAGGACAGCAGGGCCAAAAAUCAGCUACCUCAGUUCUUUGCAGAGUCAAUCUUCCACUUGGUGAGAGAGAAAUACACAGCGCUCGCAGACAGCUGUUCCUCUACCUCGCACGCCCGACACAAGGUGCUGGCAGGGAUCGUGAUGACCAGAGGACUCGAUCUUCGAUCAGCACAGGUUGUGUCUCUGGCCACAGGGACGAAGUGCUUGGACUUGGGUGGUGUGAGCGACUGUGGCUGUACGCUCACCGACUGCCACGCUGAAGUCGUGAGUCGACGGGCGCUGGUUCGAUUCCUGUACAGUCAGCUGGAGCUGCUCCUCUGCAAGCCAGUGGACAGCGAGGAUCAGUCGAUCUUUAUACCAAAUAAAAGCUGCGGUGAUGGCUUCCGGCUGCGGGAGGGCGUCCACUUCCACAUGUACGUCAGCUCGUCGCCGUGUGGAGACGCUCGACUCAACUGCCCCUACGAGACCACAGCUGCAUAUCCCAGCAGGAGAUUUCGCUGCCACCUCAGGGUGAAGGUAAAGGGAGGUGAGGGGACGCUGCCCAUCACGGCACGGAGAGCCAAUCAGAAAUGGGAUGGCUUAUCGCGGAGUAAACCUCUCGUUACCAUGUCAUGUACAGACAAACUGGCAAAGUGGAGCGUCGUGGGCCUCCAAGGGGCUCUCCUGUCUCACCUGGUGGAGCCGGUUUACCUCCAGAGCCUAACAGUGGGCACGCUCAGCCACACGGGUCACCUGGGUAGAGCUAUGGCACGCCGCCUCGCGCCCAUCAAACACCUCCCCUUCCCCUACAGACGACAGCAGCUGCUGCUCGGCUGUUUGAGCAGCAGGGACGCCCGGCCAGCAGGGAAGCCUCCCAACGUCAGCGUGAACUGGAGCUGCGGUGAUGGAGGCUGGGAGGAAAUCAGCACCUCCACAGGGAGGAGGAAGGACUCAGGGACGCCAUCGCGGCUCUGCAGGCGCUCGCUGUUUGCCCGCUGGCUGAGGCUGCAGCAGCAGCUAAUCAACCCUGUAAUCGGGGCAGAACCCACAACAGGGACGUAUUGUGCUUCCAAGAUGUCUGCUCAGUGCUACCAGAGGGCGGUGCAGCAGUUCAGCAGCGCUCUGCAGGGAGGUGGUCUGGGGACGUGGCUGAGGAAACCGCCAAAACUGGGCCACUUCACUGUCAGUGUGUCAAAAACUGAGCGUUAAAUGGUGAUUAUGGAGGCUGCAGGUUUUCCUUUUGGCACCGCAUCACAAAGAAGUUUUAUUUUAUUUAUAAUAAACUACGAAAGUAAAAGUGGCCUGAACAGAGACAGCUGGGACAGACAAAGUUAAAUAAUUGCAGAUUAAUACAACGUAACAACACUGUUAAAUAACAGACUCUGAACGAACAAUCUCCUCCUGUUUUGGUCCUGAUGCGUUAUAAUUAAUGCAGAGGGUCAAGAGGGCUUCACGAGGUCCCUAAUGUGAAUAGCAAUUGUACUAAUAGCACCUCUCAAAUCUUUUGUACAAGUAAAGAUAGGCCAGCAGAUCCUCACCUUCCAGAAGUGUCCUAAUAAGGUCUACAGCUCGUGUCAGUCCUUGUGAGAAAUUAAAACAAUAAAUGUACUGUAACAAACUUUAUCCCAACCUUAACCAACCAGCUGAGCCAGCGACACUGAAAUUUUAGCCGUGAAUCAGAAGCGAGGCCCAACAUUGAGUUUGAAAGAUUUCCCUCCUCACAAGUUUUGUGUUCUUGUUUAUUCUGUUUAGAAAUGUUGUGUUUGACGUCUUAUUAUCUUAAUGUAGGCUGGAGAGAGUGCUGUAGGCUCAGGAGUGUGAUGGCACACUGCCCCCUAGAGGUAGGUGGUGUGCUUUACACACCACCUACCUCUAGGUUUGAUGAGCAAGAAAGUCCCGUUUUCUCCUUUUAAUCCAACUUUAAUUUACUUUAAAAUAAGUCUCUGGAAUAUCUGUAAUUAAUGUGUUUCUAUGUUAAUUUAUAGGAAAAACUACAUUUUGUUGAAUGUGACCUAAAAGAGAACUUCUUAUGAAAGCCAUCGGUGUUGGAUACUAUGAAGUUUCCAUUAUUAGACAUGCAGAUUGUCUUCUAUAUUAGUCAACUAUUUUUAUCACUGGAAAUAAAAUUAUUUGUGUUAGUUUGUGUUGUUUUUAUCUACAAAUGCACAACAAAUUUAAAAUAAAAGCCUCCGCCCUAAAAAAGUCCCAAGACAUUAACACAAUAUACGCACACACAAAUCAGACAGCAAAUGUUCAAACAGCACAAAUGUUUUAUUUUUGUUUCACAAGCGACUGCUUGUUCCUCGUUGCACAGCUAUAAUCCACAAAACUCAGUAACAUUUUCCUUUUUCUUUUUUUUUUUGGAGAACUGUGAGCUGUUAUGUUUUUGUUUUACAUCGACCACACAAAACACAGUUUAAACACCGGGAGACCACAGUCUGACGAGGGUUCAGGAUGGCAGCUUAAUGACGGGCGAUGCUCAGUGAUCGGGUUUUUCUGAUGGCGUGAAAGAUGAAACUUAACGUUCGGUUAAAACUGGUGAGUCGUGAAGGUGGUAACAAAGUGGCUCAGUGUUGGUGGAAAGAGCAGUCGAGUGCAGUGAAAAAGUUAACAAGGAAACACACACACACACACACGUUCUGUCAUUUAAACCAGGGAUGACGGCCGGAGGAACAGAUUAGAGUCCCAACUUUAAAGAUAAUGCAGAUAAUGACCACCUCUGCAUAUACAUGCGAGAUAAGAAUACAACGAGUCGGUAUUUACUACAGAUUAUUCAUCUACUUCAUGUAAUCAGUCCAUUUUCAGUCUCUUGUGUGGCGUCACUUUAUCUUCAACAUCAGAGCACAGCCCUGCACAACAGCCUGAGAGCGCUGCUCGUCAUUUUCUGAAUCAGUUUUCAUUUUUUCCUGAUACAAUUUUGAGAUUUCCUAUCAACCUCCUACUCCUAGCACAUUUAUUUAGAUUUCACUGAUCUCUGAAGUUCUUUGUGUUCUCGUAAGUUAGCAAAAGCUCUGACAAUAACAACAUAUGCAGUUUAAUACAAAAUAAAUAUGAGUAAUGCUGAUACUGGAAGGAAAUCCUGUCUGUGCAAACAAUUCUAAAGAUACCACAAAAAAAAUGUACAAAACAAAACCUCUGCCUGCGUCUUCCCUGGCAUAAGUGACAAAAUGAAUUCUGUGAAUGUGAAUGAAAAAAAUCACUAUCAAGCAACAAAACUGAGUUACACCAGACAAGUGGUAACAACGUGUCAUGUUAUAAAAAAGAAACACGUUGCAGCCACGUACAGCCAACCUUUCUUAAUAUAUCACAGUCUGUGACACAAAUGUUAAAGUAAGAGGAGUUCAACAUUUUGCACACACACACACACACAAAAGAAGAUUGAAAAACGGUCUCACGCUGUCCAACCAAGAAGAAACAAACAUGUUUGCAGCCUGAUAUUUAAAACUGUUCCAGCCUGUGUGGCAGGCUUCCCUAAACUUUAACUAACACUGAAGUUCAGACCUCUGUGCUUGUUUCACUUUAU
Molecule: messenger RNA, 6331 nt
Organism: Haplochromis burtoni (Burton's mouthbrooder)
Lineage: Eukaryota; Metazoa; Chordata; Actinopteri; Cichliformes; Cichlidae
Product: adenosine deaminase RNA specific B2 (inactive)
Exons: 10
Coding region: 1735-4017 (760 amino acids)
Biological process (GO): adenosine to inosine editing; RNA processing
Cellular component (GO): cytoplasm; nucleolus
Molecular function (GO): tRNA-specific adenosine deaminase activity; double-stranded RNA binding; double-stranded RNA adenosine deaminase activity
Source: RefSeq, a predicted model, not a curated record